This is a messenger RNA of Stegodyphus dumicola, 2481 nucleotides long. RefSeq names its product nuclear distribution protein nudE homolog 1-B-like. Gene Ontology annotation, cellular component: kinesin complex; kinetochore; centrosome. Gene Ontology annotation, biological process: microtubule nucleation; establishment of mitotic spindle orientation; mitotic centrosome separation. Gene Ontology annotation, molecular function: microtubule binding. The record is from RefSeq and is a predicted model, not a curated record. Lineage: Eukaryota; Metazoa; Arthropoda; Arachnida; Araneae; Eresidae.
AUGGGACUACUGACUGCUCAAUCACCAGGAUGUGAUGUUUGUGGAAAAGAAAAGUUUGAUGAGAAUAAAGUAAAUAUGUUUGAUCCUGAUAUUGCAUUUAAUUCCAUAGAAGAAGAAAAGAGAUAUUACAAAGAUUUAGCUAUUAAAUAUGAAAAAAAGUAUCAGGAAACAAAAUUAGAUUUAGAAGAAUUUCAAGAAAGUAGCAGAGAACUUGAAGCAGAAUUGGAAGCUCAGCUAGAACAGACUGAAUCACGAAAUAAAGAACUAAAAUCCCUUUCAAGCCGUUUGCAGAUUGAAUGUGAAUCACUCAAGGACAAACUGCAAAAAACACAGGUGGACAGCCAGACACAAAUAGCAAAUCUUGAAGAAGAAUUGUCACGUGUAAAAGCAACUCGAGAUGAUUUGCAGAAAUAUAUUAGGGAAUUAGAGCAAUUAAAUGAUGAUCUAGAGAGAGCGAAAAGGGCAGCAGUAUCGUCACUGGAAGAUUUUGAAGCUAGAUUGAAUCAGGCAAUUGAAAGGAAUGCCUUUUUAGAAAGUGAGCUUGAUGAGAAAGAAGUUUUGAAAGUAACAGUACAAAGGCUUAAAGAUGAGUCCAGAGAUUUGAGACAAGAAAUGAUAAUACAUCAAACCAGCAGGCCUGUGUAUGAGAAAUCAGUGAGUAUUGAUUCAAAAUCAGAAAGUGUCAAGACAGUUACUGAUUCUAACAAGAUUAAGUCAGAAUUAGAAAAUUCAUCAGAAGUGUCAAUAAAACGUCUAAGUAGCCAUCAGCUGAAUGAAUCCCUCCCAUUUACUCCAUCUUCCCGAAUAUCUGCUUUAAAUAUUGUUGGCGAUCUUCUUAGGAAAGUGGGGGCUUUAGAAUCUAAGUUAGCAUCUUGCAGAGCUUAUGUUAAAGAAAACUCUCCAAAGUCCGAAAAGAAGGAGAAUGGAAGUCACUCUCCAGUACGAACCAAGCGCUUGCUCAGUAAAGGAUCUUUAUCGAGUCCUCAAGACUGCAUUAGCUUGACUGCAUGAAAAUUUUAUUUUGCCGACAUAUUUAUAUGGCGUUUAUUUCUGAAAACAUUCUGUAUAGCUAUAAUUUUGUUGCCUGAACUUUUUAAUAUGAAAGUUUGAGUUAUAAAUGUAUAUUAUUUGUGUCUUUAAAAAAAAUACUGUUUCUAUGUAAUAUUUAGUUUAUAUUUUAAAAAGCAUGUUGUUGGUUUUUUAUUUUAUACAUGGUGAAUUCAUUUAGUGAAUAAAUCAUAAUACAAACAAGUUUUUAGAAAAUGUCUUUUCUCUUAUUUAGAUAUAAAUAUGUCGAGGUAUUCUGAAAGCUAAUGAUGUUUUACAUCCAUGAUUCAAAAAGGAAGAAGAAAUAUUACUUAUCUUACUAUUUUUAUUUCCGAAACCCACUAAACAGUUGUAAAUGCUGUAUGUUACUGUUUCAUCAUGUGAUCUAUAUUAUUUAUUAUUUUGUAAAUUUAGUAUUAAAAUGGUUUUCGGUUUUUAUAGUCUGUACAUUAGUAGAUGGAAUUUUUAAUAAUUGUAGUUCUAGAUAUAAUUUAUUUGCACUACACGAUAAAUAUGCUAUCACUCACUAUAUAUAUUACAUUCAUUGGGAAUCAUCCUACAGUUGCAUACCUACUUAAAAACAAUAAAUCGGUUAAAAUGACAGAAAAAGUGCCUUUAAUGUGCUGCUUUUUUUUUUUUUUUUUGUAAUGCCAGCAUUUGUAUUAAAUCAACAGUCCAAUGAAUGAGAAUUUUAUUUAACCAUAAGCAAUAUGUCAUUGGUAAGGGAAUUCGUAAAGGCAUGGGUACCAAAUAUGUUAUUCAUCACCUUUAUUUUACAUUUAUUGAUUUUAAUAACCUGCAUUUCAAGAGGAGAUAGAAAAAAUGGGAUAUUGCUAAGAAAAUUAAACAUGAGAUUUGAAAAUUAUAAAUUUUCAAUAGCACACUUUUAAAUGUCAUUUGUACAUAAUUCAUUAUCUUGUACCAGUAGAUACAAACAACAAAAAUACAAUGGUAUUUAUGUUUAUUAUAAGUUGACAGAAUGCAUUCAUAUUUAUAAUUGAGUUAUUCUAUUUUUUUUUUGAGCAAACCUUUGUUGACAGUUAUGCUUUUAAUUUUUAUAUAAAUAUGUUUUCCAUGUUCAUGCUAUCCAAAUGCAGAUAAUUGAAAAGUAACAUUUUCAAAUUAAAUUUAAAAUAUGAAUAUAUGCAAAAUUUGUAUAAGAAGCAAAUUGUGUACUAAUAAAAAAUAAAAGAAAUUUACACCCAUUACAAUUCAUGAAGUUAUGCACAAUUAUUAUAUUAGUUAUUAUGCAUGCAUAAUGAUUCUCAUGUGAAGGAAUAUUUUUAGGGUGUGUUAUGAAAUGUUAUGUAGAAUAAAUUAUUGUUUAUGAACAAAACUAUUAUAAUGAAAUUUAAUUCUUGGAAGACAUUCUGUAUAAAGAAAAAUGGCUAUGUAAUAUUAAUUAUAAAUAAAGCUUAUGUUUUAAAAUAUUAA